GAAGUGUAGUUCCUCGGUGACCAAGCACUCUUCCCCUUUUCAGGCCCAAGCGCUGCAAUAAGGCUGGCGGACUGGUCGCUCUCGAAUGCCGGCUUCUAACGGUCCACCCGGAAGAGUAAUCGGGCUGGGAAGACCUCUGGAGACGCGCCUGGGCUCGGGGCCGGUUGUGAAUGUGGCUCCCGUUCUAGGCCUUACCGAGUCACUGGAUGACUCGGUGGUGGUGCAUUUUGGAAGAUAGGCAGUAAGGCCAACAGCUCUACAGCUUGCAUCUGGCCACCUGCAGAUUGAUUUGCCAGCAAUGAGAAGAGGAUUGAAUUCAAGGGGUGAAUUUGGUGUGCAGUCUGCGAGGCUAAUGCUUUUUUCCUUCUUCCAGGUUGGAAAGAGUCUAUGUUAGCAAGUGUCAUACCAUGCUUUUGCCACAUUUCUGGUUAAAGAUUGACGUUCCUGCAUAAGCAUUUUCCUGUUAAAAUGUCCUUGCCUCUUACAGAGGAGCAGAGAAAAAAGAUUGAAGAGAAUCGACAAAAGGCUCUGGCCCGUAGAGCCGAGAAAUUAUUAGCAGAGCAGCAUCAGAGCGCCGGCUCAGGCCCCUCCAUUGCUGCCCCCCCUUCCCCGUCCAAGCAAGGCCCUGUCCAAAAUCUCCCUAGGGAUCCUUCUAAGCCAGUGAGCCAUGGUGAACUUUUCAAGCAGCAGAAUCCCAGUAGUUCAUCUCAUGGUGACCAAAGACCUCAUAAUCCCCACAGUUUUCAUCUCAGCACCUCAGAGCAGGCAAAGGAGACAUGGAAGAGGCAAAAUGAGAUGUCCACGGCCUGCCCACGUCACAGCCCACCCAGUCAAGUGACUCUCACUGGGCUCUCCCCUCCCUUGGCACAAAGCCCUCCAGGGGCCUCCAUCCAGCAGCUCGUGGGUUAUGAAUCAGGUCAAAGUCAUCCUCAGGCUUCACAAGGGACCAAAUCGACACCUUUUGCUGACACAACUCAUGAGCCUUUGGCCAAAGCAAAGAGUUCCCAGGAUACACCAGCUUCUUCCUCUGGACAACCUCCCAGGGAUCCUGAAUUAGAGGCCAAGGCAGCGAGACCCUCUACCUCCAGGCAGAAAAUUUCUGACUUCUUUCAUAGUACAGCGCAAGGGACGCCCAGGACAGAGGGAAGAAUCCGACAGAAAUUGGGGGCCUCACUCCCCAAAGCAGUAAGCUCCCAGGAGGGAAUAUGUGUAAGGAAUGGAGACCGUUUCCAGGUGAAGAUUGGGUACAACGCAGAGCUUAUUGCCGUGUUUAAGAGUCUGCCCAGCAGAAAUUUCGAUCCUGCCACCAAGAUGUGGAAUUUCAGCAUGAGUGACUACAGUGCCCUGAUGAGAGCAGCCCAGCGCCUCUCCACGGUCACCCUGAAGCCUUUGGAGGUGGCUGGCGGUGUAGCCCAGACCAGCCUGCCGUCAGCGUCCUCCCUCGCCUUCGUGAAAGGGCAGUGCGUGCUGAUCUCCCGGGCCCGCUUCGAAGCAGACAUCCCCUUUUCAGAAGAGCUGGUUGCACUGUUUAAACAGAUGAAUUCCAGAUAUUACGACGUCAAGACCAGGAAGUGGAACUUUCUCUUGGAAGAGCACAAUGAACUAGUUGAAAGGGUGCGCUGCCUUGCACAAGUUCAGCUGAGUCCUCUGCCGAAGACACUCACCCUAGCCUUCGCGUCUCAGAUGGAGAAGACGUCUCUCUGUCCCACGGCAGACAUCCCUGAAGCAGACCUCUCUAGAGUGGACCCCAAGCUCGUGUCUAGUCUGCUGCCCUUUCAGAGAGCUGGAGUCAACUUUGCCAUCGCGAAAGGAGGCCGCCUGCUGCUCGCUGACGACAUGGGCCUGGGGAAGACCAUCCAGGCCAUCUGCAUCGCGGCGUUCUACCGGAAGGAGUGGCCGCUGCUGGUGGUGGCGCCGUCGUCUGUGCGCUUCACCUGGGAGCAGGCCUUCCUUAAGUGGCUGCCAUCUCUCAGCCCAGACGACAUCAAUGUCGUGGUGACCGGCAAGAACCGCCUGACAGCUGGCUUGGUCAACGUUGUCAGUUUUGACCUUCUGAGCAAGUUGGAAAAACAGCUGAAAACCCCUUUUAAAGUUGUCAUCAUUGAUGAAUCCCACUUCCUCAAAAACAUUAAGACUGCCCGCUGUCGCGCAGCUAUGCCUCUCCUCAAGGUUGCCAAGCGGGUGAUCUUACUGUCAGGCACACCAGCCCUGUCGCGGCCUGCAGAGCUCUACACGCAGAUCAUUGCAGUCAAGCCAACUUUCUUCCCUCAGUUCCACACCUUUGGACUUCGCUACUGUGACGCCAAGCGGCAUGCCUGGGGAUGGGAUUAUUCAGGCUCCUCCAACCUGGGAGAGCUGAAGCUGCUGCUGGAGGAAGCCGUCAUGCUGCGACGCCUCAAAUCUGAUGUCCUGUCCCAGCUCCCAGCCAAACAGCGCAAGAUGGUGUUGAUCGUCCCAGGUCAGAUCAAUGCCAAGGUCAAAGUGUCCCUGGAUGCCGCAGCCAAGGAAAUGACCACCAAGAACCACUCUAAAGGACAGCAGAGAGAAGCCCUUCUUGUGUUCUUCAACAAAACAGCCGAAGCUAAAAUCCCAUGUGUCAUUGAAUAUAUCCUGGACCUGCUGGAAAGUGGAAAAGAGAAGUUUCUAGUGUUUGCCCACCACAAGGUGGUUCUGGAUGCGAUUACCAAAGAGCUUGAGAGAAAGAAGGUGCAGUGCAUCCGCAUCGAUGGCUCCACCUCCUCGGCAGACCGAGAGAGCCUGUGCCAGCGGUUCCAGCUGUCCGAGAGGCACGCCGUGGCUGUGCUGUCCAUCACCGCUGCCAACAUGGGCCUCACCUUCUCCUCGGCCGACCUGGUGGUGUUCGCCGAGCUGUUCUGGAACCCAGGGGUGCUGAUGCAGGCUGAGGACCGGGUGCAUCGCAUUGGACAGUUGAGCUCCGUGGGCAUCCACUACCUCGUGGCGAGAGGCACGGCCGACGACUACCUUUGGCCCUUGAUUCAAGAGAAGAUUAAAAUUCUGGGUGAAGCCGGGGUUUCCGAGGCCAGUUUUUCAGAAAUGACAGAAACCACUGAUUACAUCUACAAGGACCCAAAGCAGCAGAAGAUCUAUGACCUAUUCCAGAAGUCCUUUGAGGAAUUUGGAAGCGACAAGGAGUUCCUGGAGGCAGCGGAGUCCUUUGACCCAGGAAGUGCUUCAGGAACAUCAGGAAGUGGCUCCCAGGACACAGGAGACUCGCUGGACGAAAGCACACUGACGGACAGUCCGCUGAGGAAAAGGAGAUUUGAAUUUUUUGAUAACUGGGACAGCUUUACCUCACCCCUGUAAGAGGGGCAAAAAAAGCAUUUGAAAAUCACGGAAUUCAUUAAAAUAAAGUAAGACAUUUUGUUUAUAAA
Hipposideros armiger (great roundleaf bat) is the source of this 3392-nucleotide messenger RNA. It is a transcript of the gene SMARCAL1, whose product is annotated as SNF2 related chromatin remodeling annealing helicase 1. Bases 469 to 3324 code for a protein of 951 amino acids. The transcript is spliced from 18 exons. NCBI's taxonomy places the organism in Eukaryota, Metazoa, Chordata, Mammalia, Chiroptera, Hipposideridae. Gene Ontology annotation, molecular function: ATP binding. Gene Ontology annotation, biological process: replication fork processing; DNA repair. Gene Ontology annotation, cellular component: nuclear replication fork. The record is from RefSeq and is a predicted model, not a curated record.